GCUCUAAAACGAGAAGUAUGAGUGAGUUCCCCCAAGGGGUCGGCCGCGCCCCUUCCUGUCCCCGCCCUGCAGCCUGCCCCAGGCCAGUGGAGUGGCAGCCCCAGAGCUAGGGCUGCUGGUGCCGAGAGGCCUGGUCUCUGAGAGCCCCGUGGGGAGCCUGAGCUCCAGAGGUCUCCUCCCCUGACUCACUGCACCUCCUCGUUCCCUGCACCCCCAUCCUAGGGGGGAGCCCUCUCCAGGAUGGUGAGGUGGUUUCACCGAGACCUCAGUGGAAUAGAUGCGGAGACCCUACUCAAGGGCCGGGGUGUGGACGGGAGCUUCCUGGCGCGGCCUAGUCGCAAGAACCAGGGCGACUUCUCCCUUUCCGUCAGGGUGAGGGAUCAGGUGACUCAUAUUCGGAUCCAGAACUCCGGAGAUUUCUAUGACCUGUAUGGAGGGGAGAAGUUUGCCACUCUCACAGAGCUGGUGGAGUACUACACGCAGCAGCAGGGUGUCCUACAGGACCGCGAUGGCACCAUCAUCUACCUCAAGUACCCACUUAACUGCUCUGACCCCACCAGUGAGAGAUGGUACCAUGGCCACAUGUCUGGGGGCCAGGCAGAGACACUGCUGCAGACCAAGGGUGAGCCCUGGACGUUCCUCGUGCGUGAGAGUCUCAGCCAGCCUGGCGAUUUCGUGCUGUCUGUACUCAGCGACCAGCCCAAGGCCGGCCCAGGCUCCCCGCUCAGGGUCACCCAUAUCAAGGUCAUGUGUGAGGGUGGACGCUACACGGUGGGCGGUGCAGAGACCUUUGACAGCCUCACAGACCUGGUGGAACAUUUCAAAAAAACGGGGAUUGAGGAGGCCUCAGGCGCCUUCGUCUACCUGCGGCAGCCGUACUAUGCCACGCGGGUGAAUGCGGCUGACAUUGAGAACCGGGUCUUGGAACUGAACAAGAAGCAGGAAUCAGAGGAGACGGCCAAGGCCGGAUUUUGGGAAGAGUUUGAGAGUCUUCAGAAGCAGGAGGUGAAGAACUUGCACCAGCGGCUGGAAGGCCAGAGGCCAGAGAACAAAAGCAAGAACCGUUACAAGAACAUUCUCCCCUUCGACCACAGCCGAGUAAUCCUGCAGGGACGAGACAGUAACAUUCCCGGGUCCGACUAUAUCAAUGCCAACUACGUCAAGAAUCAGCUGCUAGGCCCUGAUGAAAACGCUAAGACCUACAUCGCCAGCCAGGGCUGCCUGGAUGCCACUGUCAAUGACUUCUGGCAGAUGAUCUGGCAGGAAAACACCCGUGUCAUCGUCAUGACCACCAGGGAGGUGGAGAAAGGCCGGAACAAAUGUGUCCCUUACUGGCCAGAGGUAGGCACUCAGCGUGCUUACGGAUCCUAUGCUGUAACCAGCUGUGGAGAACACGACGCAGCCGAGUACAAACUCCGCACCUUACAGGUCUCCCCGCUGAAUGAUGGGGACCUGGUUCGGGAGAUCUGGCACUACCAGUACCUGAGCUGGCCUGACCAUGGAGUCCCCAGUGAGCCUGGGGGCGUCCUCAGCUUCCUGGACCAGAUCAACCAGCGGCAAGACAGCCUGCCCCACGCAGGGCCCAUCGUCGUGCAUUGCAGCGCGGGCAUUGGCCGCACUGGCACCAUCAUUGUCAUCGACAUGCUGAUGGAGAGCAUCUCCACCAAGGGGCUGGACUGUGACAUUGACAUCCAGAAGACCAUCCAGAUGGUGCGGGCACAGCGCUCUGGCAUGGUGCAGACGGAGGCACAGUACAAGUUCAUCUACGUGGCCAUUGCCCAGUUCAUUGAAACUACCAAGAAGAAGCUGGAGGUCAUGCAGACCCAGAAAGUCCGGGAGUCGGAGUAUGGGAACAUCACCUACCCUCCAGCCAUGAAGAAUGCCCAUGCCAAGGCUUCCCGCACCUCCUCUAGGCAUAAGGAGGAGCUGUAUGAGAACCUGCACAGCAAGAACAAGAAGGAAGAGAAGGUGAAAAAGCAGAGGUCUGCAGACAAAGAGAAGAGCAAAGGUUCCCUGAAGAGGAAAUGAGGCGGACAGGCCGAGGAGUCACGCUCUGUGGCUCUGCAGAGGCCUGUGUGGAAGACCGGCAGCCUGACCCAGGAUCCACCCCAGUCUAUUGUAAUUUAAAAGUGUGAGCCCACCUCCCCUCCCUGACCCUGUAUAUAACCCAGCAAGACCCAGCCCCUGGGCCAGGCUCUUCGACUCUUGUAAAUAAAGCCCUAGGAUCACCUUG
This is a messenger RNA of Condylura cristata (star-nosed mole), 2233 nucleotides long. It is a transcript of the gene PTPN6, whose product is annotated as protein tyrosine phosphatase, non-receptor type 6. Gene Ontology annotation, molecular function: protein tyrosine phosphatase activity. The transcript has 16 exons. Bases 241 to 2028 code for a protein of 595 amino acids. NCBI's taxonomy places the organism in Eukaryota, Metazoa, Chordata, Mammalia, Eulipotyphla, Talpidae. Gene Ontology annotation, biological process: protein dephosphorylation. The record is from RefSeq and is a predicted model, not a curated record.